AUGCUAUCCGACCGUGUAUGGUGGCGAGGGCCGAACACGUUGGCCCCGGAAGAGGCACAAACCAUGAGAACACAUCAUACCGCCGCCACCGGCAAACCCCGUGCCGAAAUGAACCCACUCGCUCUACUGGAGCAGCAAUGCCUGCAGACUGGCAAAGACAAGGAAUAUCGGCCGGCCGAGGGCGAUAACGCCGGUGACGACAGCCCCGUCGAGGCGCAGGCACCGGACAGCAACUGCGCCGAAAAGCCGCAGGUCGAGGUCUUAGCGCACUUUACGUAUCCUGUCAGGGAGCAACACACUCCCAGCGACGACGAGAGGCGCGGUAGGUGGGAGCAAGCGCCUGUUCAUACGCCGUUAGGGAAGCGUGAACGACGCGCAAGGAGCAGGAGCCGCUCUAGAAGCCGAAGCCGCGAGCAAUGCCGUCAUAGACCACGCGAAAGGCGCGAAAAACGGGAGGAACGUACACAUCGCACGGAAGACAGUAGCGCCAACGACAACGUUGGCAAGGCAGCGGCAGGCAGCGAUCCGCUGCCUCAGACGGCGUCCAUGCAUCAAAUGUCGCCGAUAGAUCGCAUGUUACUCCGCCGCGAGCAGCUGCUGAUGCGGCAGUCGGCGAAGUUCCUCAACGAGGUGAAGCGACAGCAGGACGCAGGGUAG
Babesia bigemina is the source of this 657-nucleotide messenger RNA. RefSeq lists its product as hypothetical. Lineage: Eukaryota; Apicomplexa; Aconoidasida; Piroplasmida; Babesiidae. The coding region runs from base 1 to 657 and encodes 218 amino acids. The transcript has a single exon. The record is from RefSeq and is a predicted model, not a curated record.